Stomoxys calcitrans (stable fly) is the source of this 1004-nucleotide messenger RNA. RefSeq lists its product as uncharacterized. Gene Ontology annotation, molecular function: DNA binding. The transcript has a single exon. Gene Ontology annotation, cellular component: nucleus; DNA ligase IV complex; DNA-dependent protein kinase-DNA ligase 4 complex. Gene Ontology annotation, biological process: positive regulation of ligase activity; DNA recombination; response to X-ray. The coding region runs from base 99 to 893 and encodes 264 amino acids. The record is from RefSeq and is a predicted model, not a curated record. NCBI's taxonomy places the organism in Eukaryota, Metazoa, Arthropoda, Insecta, Diptera, Muscidae.
UCCCCUAAAAAUCAGCUGUUCGCAAACUUAUUUCACAAGUGCUUUUUUCCAUCAACAAUAUCUUUUUGUUUGUUAAUUCAUAAUUUCUAUGCCCACCAAUGGCGACAGUUUCCAUAAAUAAACUUCUUAAAAAGACAGAAUCGACUGAAGGUGAUGUCAAACCUUUUUUUUACAUCCAAACAAAGUGGCUGGAAGACCAGAUCAUUAUCAAACUUCAAGAUUCAGAAACCAACAAUUGCUAUCAAGGAAUGGUAACAAUAGACAGCAUGAAAGAAACUGCGGCGGAGUUGGACGUGCCCUACAAUACUUACUACGAAGAAUGUCGUUUAGCAUUGACCACGCAUAUUGCAAUGCCGGGUUGCACAUAUAAAUUGGACGAAGAUGAGAACGCCCUUACAAUAUGGAAAACCCAAGAUGGUUCAAUUCCAAUGUUGUAUAUGGAAAUACCGCUGAGAACCAUAAGUAAUCAUUACGACAUUCUAGACUCAGCCAUAGAUGAACUUCAGAAUAAAUCGAAAACAUUAGACGAACGUGUUGAUAAAGCCCAUAAAUUUGAUCAAAACUCAAGGGAAUUGCUGGAAGAUUAUCGUAUUUGCGUGGAAGAAAAAAAUCAGCUGGAGAGACGGCUUUUGAGAAAAGUGGCAGUACUAUUAAACUCCAAGAAACAAAAGAUAGCUGAACUAGAAGACCGUCUUAGUAAAUACGAAGAAAUCAACGACAAUACCGAUAAUGAUGGCGAAGAUGAGACGAGACUUAUGGAUGAUACGGAGGGCGAAAUAAGGCCGCAUAGUUCCAAGAAACGUAAAGCUGUAUUGACCGAAAGCGACACUGAUACUGAUGAGGAUGAUUUUUUAGCUAAUACACAGCCACUAACGAUGGCCGAAACAGCAUAACAAAUUAGUAUUAAUAAUGAAUGUACUACUUUAAGAUAAUUAUCUUUUUUUUUAUUAAAAUAAUUAAAUGCUGGCAAGGAAUGAACGUAUUUCUUAGUAUGAACCCCAAAA